Closterium sp. Naga37s-1 is the source of this 17592-nucleotide messenger RNA. The record is from the annotation of a GenBank genome assembly. Lineage: Eukaryota; Viridiplantae; Streptophyta; Zygnematophyceae; Desmidiales; Closteriaceae.
AUGGGUCCGCCUGAGUUCUACGCGCCCAACGAGGGGGACAUGGAGGAGGUGAUGACGCCCAGAGUCAUACAGCACGGCUACAGAGAAACUGUCCCAGGAGUCGACGUGAGUCUCCCCUCUCCUUCCGUCCCCCCCUGGCCCCAUAUCUGUCCCUUUCCCUCGUGCCCUCCCCGUUCCGCUCCCCCUCCCUCGCUCCUUCAUUUCCCUCUUCGCCUCGCCCCUUCCCCCCUUUCUUCAUUCCCCGUCUUCCCCUCGCCACCCGCCCUCCCCCCCCUCCCUCCAAACCCGACCUGUCUGGUCGCAACGCAAGCGACUGCGUGUGUUGGGGGGCGCAAUACCUUACGGGCUGCUGCAAUAUCGACUUGUGGGACGUCCCAAAACUCGUCCCCCCCGCCCUUCCCCCCUCUCUCCCCUCCCCACCCCCUCUCCCCCCCUCCCGUGCGUAUCUCGGGACCUGACCUGUCUGGUCGCAAGCGGCUGCGUGUGCUGGGGGACGCAGUACCCCAUGGGCUACGCAAGAAGCAGCUGCUGGAGGCGUUGGUGCAGCAGAGGGUGCCCAUGGCGCGGGCUACCUGGUACAUACGCUGCGUGCUUCUCAACCAGGUUCGUCCGGCAGGAGGGCUUGGUGGUGGUGGUAGUGGCGCCAGUGGCUUGGGUGGCAGCAGCAGCCUUGGCGGCGGUGGUAGCCUGGGUAGCAGCAACGCGGAGAGGCAGCAGGUGAAGCGAACCGACCACUGGACGGCCGAUUUGCUAGAGUUUGCCAAGCAGGUGUUAGAGGAGGUGGCUUCUGGGACAGGUACAGCUGCUGCUGCUGCAGUCAAUGCAGCACCAGGGGGUUCUGGCAGUGCUUGUCUCGGGAAUACAGCUGCAGGCACUGCUGCUGCCGCUGCUGCUGCUGCUGCUGCUGUUUCUGGAGUUGCUGGGGUGGCUGGAGCGUCGGGUGCUGCAGGUGCAUAUCCCCAGAGCCAGGAGAGCACAUGGGGCGGAGUGUGGGGCUGGGGUGGAGAAGUGGAAGGGGAAGGGGAGGGGCUGGGGGAAGGAGUGGAGGAGGGCGCGGAGUGCGAGGCGACAGGUCGUGGAGCAGAAGCAGCGCCGAUCCCUGCAGCACUCGCAGGGAACCUCACACAGCCUCAGAAGAAGCAGCUAUUCCAGCAACAGCAGCAGCAGCAACAGCAGCAGCAGCAGCAGUCGUCACAUGCGCCAUUCCCUUCACAGAACCCCACAUCACCGCCCAUCUCCCCUCUCACUCCGCUCCAGCCCCUCUCAGGUUCCUCCACUCCCAUGGACGUCUUCUCCCCCCUCUCGCCCCCUGCCCCCGCAGCAGGCUCUGCUGGUGGCACUGGCGGAGUAGGGGCAGGUGCAGGCUGGGGAGGGGGACCUAGUGGCGGUGGUGGUAGGCUGGACUUGGAUGGGCACGUGCAGGGGAAGGGUUCCUUUCCAGGGUCAGAGGAGACGCAUGCGCUAGCCCUAUGUCUUGCCGGUGUAGUGAGGAUUCUCCUCGUGACUGCCCCAGACUCGUUCGUGGGACUCAACUGCUUCCCCCUGCCCCCUCUGGUCUCCUAUGCUGCUCCUGCUAUGGCCAAUUUACCGCCCAUGGAUCAGCUCUUUCCCUCACCAGCCGCUGAAUCUACACUCCAGCCGCCUAGGACUGGAGAUGCUGCUGCUGCUGCUGAUCCCAGCAGCAGCAUGCCAGGCAGCGCAGUAGACACAGCCGCAGUGUGGGCAGACGAAUUGCUGUGUUACUCGGCUCUGGGAGACGUAGUGGAUGGAAUAACCGCCCGCGCAGCAGCUCUCGGAAGCAGUGUGAACCUGUGCGUUCUGCGCACAAACGAGGGGAAAGUGGCAGAGGACCUAGAGUGUGCGUUGCGAGGGCAUGAUGUGGAGGGAGCAAUAAGGUCUCUGUUCCUGGAUGGGGCGUUUAGUGAGCUCUGCUGCGCUUCUCUGGGCGUCGUCAGUGGCCGAAACGCAUCAUCAGUAUCAUCAUCAUCGUCAGCAGCAGCAGCAGCAGCAGCAGCAGCAGCAGCAGCAGCGGCAGCAGCAGCAAGAGGAGGAGAGGGAGGAAGGGGAGGAGCAGCAGCAGUGGGAGCGGACCUGCGAAUGGGGGAGGGUGAAAGAGCAGUAGGAAGGGAGGGUGCAGGGGUGGAAGGGGAAGGUUCACAGGCUGCAGGGAGGGUGGGCUGGAGGAGGGAGUGGAUGGGGGGUGACGCGGUUGCGGUGUGCUUUCUUUUAGAAUGGGUUGUUACUGGUGGGGGGGCGGGGCGGCCUCAAAGGUGGAAGUUUCUACAGCUGUUUGGUGGGAAUGGUAGUGCUAGCAGGGGCAGCAGGAGCAGCGGGAGCAGCAGGGGCAGCAAGGGCAGCAGCGGCAGCAGGCACAGCAAGAAGCAAGGGAGAUCAAGAAAACCUAUGUCUCUCUGUCCUUCCACAGGGCGUGCUUUGCCUCUCUCGGACUAUGCUCGUGUGUGCUUUGCUGUCUCGGUAUUACGCACGUAUGCGUCCAGCUUUCAGCCGCCCAUCUUCUCCUCCCUCUCCCAUGCGGCUGCUGCAGACGUGGCUGCUGAUGCAGGUGCAGGUACGGAUCAAUUCUGCACAGUCAACAGCAGCGUAGCUACAGGGACGGCUGAGCGGGAGGGAGGGGAGGCGGGCAGGGAAGGAGAAGCUAUGGAGCAUGAUGGUUUCGAGGCAGAGAAGGACGAGGGACAGGAGGAAGAGGAGCGGGCGGUGGAGGAGGAGGAGGAGAGGGAGGACGAAGAGGAGGGACAAGGAUGUGAGGAAAAGAGGAGGGAAAACGGUAAGGAUGCGUUGCCUGCUCUGUUGGAGGCAGAGGAGGAGGUUACAGACUUGGGCCUUCACGACUUGAUACUAGAGUGGCUGGAGAAGCGAUACUGCUUUGUGGUGGGAGGUCCAGGUGGGGCAAAGCAGAGGCGGCAGCUGCUGCACGCGCUGCUGUGUGAGCUGGUACAGCAGGGGCUGUUUGGACCAGUGCUUUAUAUGAAGCAGCUGCUAGCAGAUGGUCGAAUGGAGCCUCCUGCUGUUUCAGCUGCUGCUGGAGUAGGAGCAGGGAGAGGAGCAGGUGUUGCUGCCCCUUCUGUUGCGUGGACUGUGGCGUUGCAAGGGCAGGCGUUGGAGCGGUUUUGGGGAACGCAGAGUCACCGGGAGUGCUUGCACCUGCUGCCACACCCACCACAGUUGAUGCGCCUGCUCGCUGCGUUUCCUCAGCAGAAUCAGGAGCAGCUGGAGCAGAAGCGGGAUAGCAGGGCUGGGCCAGGAUCUGAUGGGCUUAGAUUCCAGCAGCAGCAGCAGCAGCAGCAGAUGUUUCCUGAAAGAGGGUUGUUUUCUAGGGUUACUGAGGGUGGGGGAAAUCUAGGCGAAGAAUUGGAGUUAGAGGACGAAUGGGAAGGCAGGGUGGGGGAGGUGCAGGGGAGGUUGAGAGCGAUUGCAGAGGCCGUCUGGUUGUUUGAGACAGAGAGGGUUGUUACUAUGAGGGCUGGAAUCUGGGUGAAAGGAGUGAUGGGAGUGAAGGGGGUGAAGGCAGUGAAAGGAGUGAGAGGAGUGAAGGGAGUGAAGGGAGUGAGAGGAGUGAAGGGAGUGAGAGGAGUGAGAGGAGUGAAGGGAGUGAAAGGAGUGAAGGCAAUGAAAGGAGUGAAAGGAGUGAAGGGAGUGAAAGGAGUGAAAAGAGUGAAAGGAGUGACAGGAGUGAAAGCAGUGAAAGGAGUGAGAGGGAAACCUCGACGAUCGUCUGAUGUCAAGCGAGGAGCAUGUGAGAUUCGGGAGGUACGUGAGUUAGAGAAGAGCAAGCAGCUGGGAAAGGUGAAGAAUGCGGUGCAGAAGAAGAUAAAGACGAAGAAGAAAAAGAAGGCACGGGAGCCGCAGCAGAAGCAGCAGCAGGGUGAUCAAGUUGGUGUGAAGUUUGAGGCAAAGCCAGGGAGAAAGAGGAAAAGAGCGGAGGGUGGGGAGUCAGCAGUAAGGACGGAAGGGCAGCUGGUGAAGAAACGCCUGAAGAUGGUGGGAUCCGAGGGAAGGCAGAAGAAGAGAAGGCGGUUGGAGGAGAAUUCCAGGAAUGAGAAGAAGUGUGCUCAGGGACAGAAGGCUGGUAGAGUGGUUGGGAAGGGAGGGAAGAGGGAAGUGAAGAAGGUGGGGAAGGAGAGUCGAUGUGUAGGGAAGAAGAAAGGUAGAGUAGGGAAACAGGAGUUGUCAUCAGGAAGACAGAAGGUGCAGGUUGAGGAGCAAAGAGAGAAAGUAGGGAAGUUGAAGUUAGGAAAGCGAAAGGUGGAAUUAGGGAAGCAAAAGGCGGAGACUGGAAAGCAGAAGGCGGAGACUGGAAAGCAGAAGACGGAGAGUGGAAAGCAGAAGACGGAGAGUGGAAAGCAGAAGGCAGAGACUGGAAAGCGAAAGGCAGAAUUAGGGAAGCGAAAGGGCAAGGUAGGGAAGCGAAAUGAGAAGGUUGGGAAGCAGAAGGUUAGAAUAGGGAAGCAGAAGAAGUUAGGAAAGCAAAAGGCCGAAUUAGGGAAGCAAAAAGGCAAGGUAGAGAAACGAAAUGAGAAGGCAGGGAAGCAGAAGGGUGCUUUAGAGAGACGGAAUGCAAAGGUAGGAAAGCAGAAGGCGAAGGUAGGGAAGCAAAGGGCAAAGGUAGGGAAGCAAAAGGAGAAGGUAGGAAAGCCAAAGCAGGUGGUGGGAAAGCGGAGAAGGAAGGCAGGCAAGUCAAAGGCUUUGCCACAAGAAGUCGGAGGGAAGAAGGCAAAGCAAAGGUAUUGGCAAGGCAGAAGGGGAGUGAGAGUACGAAUCGGCCGGGGUCGUAUUGCGGAUAGCAAUGGUGGUGGGGGAGGAGGGAGAAGAGAUACUGUGGAGACGUGGGGGGAGAAGCAGUUGAGAAAGGCAGUUUCGAAGCAGCAGAUAGUUACAGUGGACUGUGUGCUAGCGUUGCUUGGGUUUGGGAGGAGCAGAGGAGCAGUGGGGGCAGUGCAGGAGAGCGAAGAGAACACGAAUAACGGAGUGCGACAGGGAGAUGGUCUUGAGUUCUGUGGUGGGAAUGUUUCUACCAGAGCUGCUUUUGCUGCUCAUCCUCCUUCUCCCCGCUUUACUCGCCCUGCUCCAGCUGCUGCUGCUCCUCCUCCUCCUGCUGCUGCUGCUACUGUAGGGGAGAUGUUUUCCUUUCAUAGAGUUGAGGCACGGAUUGGGAAAAACGCCUCUGGUGUGUGGAUGAACGAGAGUGUGAGAGCAGAGGAAGACAAGCGGACAGAUGCAGCCAGGGAGGAGCAAGAGCGAGAGCAGGAGCAAGGGGAGGAGGACGAGGAAGCCUGGUGGCAGAACGAGCGUAUCCGGAGUCAAUGGGAGGGGGAUGCGGCGAACAAGGGAGGAGGCAAACCACGAGGCAAAGCACACACAGGACUAGUGAAGCAGGAAGCGGGUGAGAGAGGAAAGGGUUCCAGUGAUCUGUUUCAAGAGGAACUGGGGAAGGGUUACAAGGCUGCAGGAGAGGGAAGCAAGAGUGGGUCACAGUGGCAGUGGGAGUGGCAGGGGCAGGGGCAGUGGCCAGGGCAAGAAACGCUAGAUGGAAGGGGCAUGAGAACAGGAGCACAUGCACAUUAUAUGACUCAUGCUCACCAACAGAAUCUCCAACCCGACCACAUGGAUGGGCCAACCAAGCCCUUCCCAGCAGCCAAGCUUGACUGUGCCAAAGGCUUAGUGCGCAAACUGCCCUCUUGGCGCUCUGUUACCAAAGCCCUGAACCGGCUCUCUCCGCGCGAUCGCCUCUGUCUCACCCUCCGGCUCACGUCCGCGCUUGUUGGAUCUCUCCCUACAAGGUUCUCUCCUGACGAAAUCCUGCAGGGACCUGUAGGGGUGGUGUUGAGCUGGGUGGAGGAGGAGACGCAGGUGUUGGAAGCAGCAGCUGCAAAAGCCGUUACUCCGUUUUAUAACGCGGAUUCUCCUGCUCCUGCGUCCAGGGAGUCUCUUGAAGGGACGGUAACCGGAGCGACAGCAGGCGAGCACUCGGGAACCGGUGCAGGAGCGGCCGGGAUGGGUGCAGAGGAGUGGGUGGUGGGAGAGGAGGAGUUACAGCAGGUGCUGUAUGUCCUUGAUACGUGCUCCGAUUUCCGUAACCUCACGAGAUUUCUGCUUAUAGUUUUGGCCCUAGCCCGCUCCAGCGAGCAUAGGGGCACCGUGGGGGCAACAGAGCAUGCACUGCUGCAGACCCAACACCCCUCGGAAGGCCAGGUGCCCGGGGGGAAUGCGUCUGGGUAUGGGACUGGUGGUGGGGUCAGUGCGUUCGGCGAGCGUUCGGGUUUUGAGGCUGGUUUGACUGGUGUACCGUGGGUGGUGUCUCGUUUUCAGGGGAGCGUGAGCGCGAGCGCAGCAACUGCAGCAGGAGUAGGAGGUGCAGGAAGUUUGGGGGGAGUGGUUAGCAGUGGGAUCAGCAACAGUGCUGGUGCUAAUGGUGAGCAGACUGCUGCUGCUGCUGCUGCUGCUACUGGUGUCGGUGGUGGCGGUGGGGUGUGUACAGGGUUUCCUGUCUCGGAAAUCAUUCCUAUUCGAGGCCGCGUGGUUGUUAAGUCUUGUGUGCUAGUAGCUUGCCUGGAGCGGUAUGAGUCGGUUUUUGUCUCCCUCGCCCAAUUGCCAUCCCUCCUCUCCCUGCUUCUUCUCAAGGCAAGACAGUCUCUAGCCUUUUGUGCAGUGCAGCAAGUCACUCCCUCUGUUGCUGCUGCUGCUGCUGCUGCAGCUGCAGGUGGCAUAGGCCCUACCCCAGGCGUACCUACCCCUGGUGCUUCUUUUGUAAGCCACCAAACGGGAGCAGCAGCAGCAGCAGCAGCAGCAGCAGCAGGAGGAGGAUGGGGUGGAGGGCGAGGAGGAGAGAGCGGCCCACAGGAGCAAGGGGAGGAAUCGGGCUUGUUUGUCAUGGAUGGGGGGGAUGACAGGGAUUUGCACCACCUAACGGAUUUCAUUGGGCGGUUAUUGCAGCGCUAUGCAUCGUCCUCUCCUGAAGUGAAGGAGUGGGAGGUGGCUGCUAAGGCACAGUCGCAACCGCAGCUGUGGGCUCACAUUGAUGCCGCGAGAAAGCGGGCUGUGAUGGAGGAGGAAGGGAGGGAGGUUGCGGGGAGGGAAGUGGUUGGAGGCGACGCAGAGCGGUUCGGGGUGUCAGGGCCUGGGCUGGGAAAGAGUGGGGGUGUGGGUGGGAAAGCGGGCUUCGGAGAAGGGGAGGCAGGUGCAGUGGAAGCGUCCCUGGAAAGCCAUUUACGAGACGUAUUGCAGAGAUUGCAGUUAAAAGACAGGGAGGAGGAGGCGGCAGAGGUGGAGGAAGAGGAGAAAGAGGAGGAGGAAGCGGAGAAGGAGAAAGGGGGAGGCGAAGAGCGGGACAGGGUUGAUAAGGCUGGUGGAUUUGUUGGGGAGGAUAGGUGGGGGAAACGUGGUUUUGAUGAUGGGAUGGACUGGGAGCACUCAAGGCUAAGUGCAGUGAAGGAGGAAGAAGGGUGGGGUGGGGCCUAUGGCACUGGUGGUGGUGGUGGUGGUGCUGCUGCUGCUGCUGCUGCCGUGGAAACCGAAGGUAAAGCUGCUGGUAACAUGUCAGGGAGGAGAAGGAGGAGCGAGAGAAAGGCUGUGGAAGAAGACUGGGCAGUGAGGAAGGCGCGGAGGAGGUGUGUGAUAGAAGCGGUUACCAAGGAACUGCGGGACGUGUGUGUGGAGUAUGGAGGCAAGGGAGUGAGGGAGAGUGAGCUGUACAGCGCGCUGGCAUGCGCAGUGAUUGCAGGGGCCAGUGAUUCAGUCAGGCGAGUCUUUGAAAGAGCUGAUAAGCAUUGUCGGCUAAAGAAGGCGGCAGUAGAAACAGCAGCAGGCUGUCGGCAGCAUAAGGGCAGAAGAAGAAAAAGCACAUGCAUAGCAGGGCUGUGUGAGAGGUGUGAGAGGGGGGAGAGAGUUAGCGAUUCUGUGGCUGCUGGUGCAAGGGAACGAGUUCUGGAGCACCUGCAGUGCUUGCAGCUGCUGGUAUCCGUACUCCCCUCGCAAUCUGCCCGCCUGCUAGAAAACGCCCUGAUUCAUGCUGCAGGGGAGGCUGUUCGAGCGUCUUGUGGGAGUCAGAGGGGCCCUACCAGUGCCCCUCCUGCCUCCGCUGCUGCUGCUGCUGCUGCUGCCACUGCUGGCUUUACUGGUCUCAGCAGUGGUGGCGGCGGCGGUGGUGGUGGUGGUGGUGCUGCUGCUGCGGCUGGGAGAAGAUAUACGUCUGGUGCUUAUGGGACGUUAUCCCCGGUAACACCUGAUCUCAUCCCGCCUCUGGUACAGGGUAGGAAGGGCACCUCUCUCGCAGUCGCAGGUGAGAGAUACGGAGGGGGCGCAGGGCAGAGUGGGACGGCUGCUGCAGAAGGGGCAGUGAAAUCGGCAGGUGAAGGUGGUGGGGGAACGGAAGCAACGUGCAGGGUGAAGGCUGAGGAGGAGCAGGAAGGAAGGGGCGGGAGCGGAGGAAUGGAGGGAGUGGAAGGAGAGGAAGGAGGUUGGGCGAAAAGGGAGGAGGACACAGAUGGUCCCAUGGGCCGUUCGGUGCAAGUGGAAGAAGGGUUAGGGUUAAGUGCGGAGGGUGAAGGUCAGCCGGAAGGGCAGAGAGAGGGGGGAAGGGAGGAGGUGCAGGCAGAGGGAGAGGGUCUAUCCAGGUUGGACUGGAGCAGGGAGGUGGAACUGGGGGUGGCGUUAUCUGUUGUGGCUCUGGGCACUGUUCAUGGGCUGGUGUCUCUGCCUCGUGCUGUGGCAUCCCUGUGUGCGCCUCAUACCCUUGCGCCGUCAGUAACAGCCAGACUGCAAUGCCUUUCUCCAAGUGAUUUGCUGCAGGUGCGAGAGGUUGAGGAGGGUGCUGUUGAGACAGCCACUGCUGCUGAUGCUGCAGCUGCUGCUGCUGCUGCUGCCGCUGCUGCUGUUCCAGUUGCUGCAGGAGCAACGGCGGUAACAGGAGCAGCAAGGGCGACAGAGGCAGCAGAAGCUGCGGGUGCUCGACUUGCUGCCAAUGCUGUAGCCAAAGAGCAGACAGAGUCUCCAGUGGUAUCAAGGGGCGCAGUGCGGUUGAGACAUGUGGGAGGCACCAAGGAAGAAACCCAGGGUAUCAGGACACGGGGGGCAGAUCGUUCCCUUGGUCCAGCAGCAGCAGGAUUGGGUUUGACUAACCCACUUUCUAGACAGUCAUCCAUAGUUAAGCUUAGGCAGGGCCGUAGAAGAUCCAGGUCGGGUGCGAGAGAGCACGAGAGCGGGGGACCGGGCGUUGCGGGGCGGCAGCAGGUGGUGGGUGGGGAGAGCAAGGAGGAGGACGAUGAAGGGGAAGGGGAGGAGGAGCGGUGGCAGUGUGACGUGUCUCAGCUUCUGUGGCUGCGUGUGCUGCUUGGAUCACACCGGCAAGAGCCGCAGAAGAAGGAGAAGGAGAGGCAGGGCCGCCAGUGCAGACGAAGCAGGAAGAGUAGACGGGUCGAUGUGUCAGCAAAGGCAUCAGGCUCUGCGGCGGCUGCUGCUGCUGCUGCUGCUGCCUCACCUGCGGCGGCUGCUGCUGCUGCUGCUGUCAGUGGUGGCGAUACGCUGGCACUCCAUCGCACGCAGACCUCUCUCCUCUCCACCCGCUUCCUCUUCUUCUCUGUAUAUCCCCUCUUUGCUGCUGCGCUGCAUGCACGUGCAGCGCACAGGGCAGCGAAGGAGGUGGAAAGGAGGGGAAGAAGGGGAGAGGGAGAGGCUGGCAAGGGAGAGAUGAGGCAGGAAGAAGGUCGGUUAGGUGGUGGGGAUGGAGCGGUUGCUGAGGAGAGGGGCGACGCAACGUCAACAGCAGCAGCAGCAGCAGCAGCAGCAGCAGCAGCAGCAGCAGCAGCAGCAGCAGCAGCAGUGUUGCCAGCGCCAGCAGCAGUGGUUGCUGGCGAUAGCAGUAUAGUCCUUUGGAUUCCACCUAGGGCCUGCUCUGAUGAAGCACUGCUGGCAGUGGUACCGCUAUGGUGCCGCCAGUUCCUCCUCUCGAUACUGUCCCAGCGGCUACUGUCACCCCGCGUCCGAGUCAGAUCACACGGCGGGCACAGGGAACGGAGAGAAGGGGUUGAACAAGAGCAACGGGAACGAGGAGAGAAGGGAGCACAAGGAGAAUGGGAGGAGAAAGAGGAACAGGGAGCUUGCAGGCACAGCACGGGCAGGAGGAAGCCGGACGGGAGGGAGCAGGUUUUGGGGGGGAGCGGAGGGCUGGGUUGGGAAAGGGAGGUGCAUGGAGUGGAGGGUGUGGGGCGAGGGGUGGGUGAUGCGUGGAGGAACGGAGAGCAGCAGGUGCUUCUGAUGGCUCUGUUGGAAAGUCUGGAUCCUGCAACUCUGCCUGUUCACAGAGUGCUUUCUCGCCUGCUCCUGGCAGAACAGGUGUGUGAGGAGCAGGUGCAAACAGGUGCAUCUCUCCUGUCCGCCUUCCAGUCAGCUCUCUGCCUCAGCCCCUUAUACGGAGCAGCCUGCGAGAAAGCCGUCUCCGCGUCCCACCACCACAGCCAAGCAGCGUCCGUUGCAGGAGCAGCAGCCUCAGCGGCAGCAGCUAAAGGAUCAGGGGUUAUAGACCUUACCGGUGACGGUAACAGCGAGGGCAGCAGGCCUUUGCGGGUUGGGCAAGGGCAGGGAGGGUUUGGGGGAGCGGGCGGGGUGGGAGGUUUAGGUGUAGGUGCAGGGAUGGGAUGGGAUACAGGAGAUGUGUUGCCUCCGGAUGGUGUGUGGGAGAGUGAGAAGGGGUUUGCAGGUGCGGUGCUGUCUCGGGUGGUUGCUCGAGACGUUCUAAGUGGUUCUGUUACAGUCUCCUCCAUACGUCCGAUCUCUCAUCGUCUCAGCGCUCUUGCUCCCCCCCUCCCCAAAUUCAUCCUUCGUCGCUCCUCCCCACACCGGAGAAGGGGCAGACGAAAAAGAACUGCUGCUGCCGCCGCUGCUACUGCUGCCGCUGCUACUGCUAUUGCUACUGCUAUCGCUACUGCUGCUGCUCCUUCUGGUGGGAUUGGUGGGGCAGCGGAUGAUCAAGUUGUUGUUCCUGCUGGUGGUCCCGCAGGGAAGGUGGAGGGUAUGUCUGCAAGAGAGGAAAAAGCCAAGGAAGGAGCAGCAGCCGCAGCCGCAGCAGCAGGAGUAGUAGCAGCAGCUGAUUCAGGUGCAGUUAAAUCUGAUGCACCAACACAGGUCUUGCCUGGGGAAAGGGGGACGACAGAGGCGCAAGAAGAGGGUGUUGGUAAGGAAAGGAAGGGAGUGAAGCUGGGAGAGUCGGUAGCAGGGGAGGAGGGCGAAGGGGGUGCGAAAAGGAUGGUCAAUGGGGAAGUGCGUGGUGUGCCUUGUACAGAGAUGGAGGGGCUUGAAGGGCCUGGGGUUUCAACACAGGCAGAUAAGGAUGGGGCAGCGGGAAUGGGGGCGGUGGGUGGUGCACGAGAGAGAGAGGAAGGGGCACGUGAAAGUGACCCCAUGGGUAAGGCUGUGGACAAAAUAACUGCAGAUGGAGGUGCAGGGAGCGAGGAGAAGGGAGGCAGAGGAGCAGGUGUGGUUGUGAAGGUGGGAGGUGACGGAGGGAAGGAGGAUGAAAGUGGGAGUGGCCGGGGUAUAGGGCCUGUGAGGAUGGGUGAGGAAGCAAGGGAGGCUCCGCUUGUGUCUGGGAAUGGGUUGGGAGAGAUGACGAGCGGUGCUGGGUUCGGAGAAGGGAAGGUUGGUUCAGUAGCAGGCAGAGGGGUGGAGGGAAAUGAGGGAGACAGGGCGGGAGGGGAUGGGAGAGAGGGAGGAGCGGUGGGGAACGGUGGGAGGGGUGAAGAGGGAGUGGUGUACAGUCUGCAUACAGGGCCUGAUUUAAAGCUGGAUGGAGAGCAAGGGGGAGUGAAGAGAGAGAACAAGGAGGAGGGGAUGAUUAAGGUUGUGGGAACAAAGGAGCAGCAAGGGAAUGGAGUUGUGGGGGUGGAAGUGGAUAGAUUGAAGAAUGGGGCAGGUGUGGAGGCAAGGGGAGGGCUUGAAAACGCAGCAGAGAAAGAGAGGGUGGGAGGUGAAUCGGCAGAUGGGAAAGAGGCAGAAGGCGCAAGAUUACUUGUGAAGGAAGAAGAGGAGGUUGAUGUAGAUGACGGGGACAUGUAUGAUGGGGAGCAAUUGGGGAAAGGGAAGGGGGAGAGGGAGAUGGAGAUGGAAGGGAUAGAGUUGAAACACAGUGCGGUUGAAAGGGGUGCGGAGCAGAAGCGUGGCACAGGGCUGGAAGGCAGGGAGGGAGGAGGUGAAGAGAAGAUGGAAACUGAUGAUGAUGGGGGGGGGGAUGGGAUUGGUGGUGAUGGCAACGGUACUGCUUUUCCUGAUCACAAGGAUGGUAACGUUUGUGCUGGUGGGGAUAGGGCUUUUGAUCCUGAUGGUGUAGUGGAUUCUGAGCCGACAGAGAGCGAGGCGGAGAAUAACGUUGGGGAUGGUACCGAAGGGGCAGAUGAAGUUGGAGAUGCAGAGACCGGGGCGGGGGAGGGCAGCAAGGGGCAAGCAGGCAGGCUGGCAGAAGGGGAUGAGGAGUUACGGCCAGUGGAAGGGCGUGGCAGCAAGGGUGACACGUCGCCUGGGGAGAACCUUGGCGAAGGGAAAGGGGACGGGGAUGAGAAUGGAGAAGGGGAAGGGGAGGGGGAAGGGGAAGCAGAAGAGGAUGGGGAAGAGGAGCGGAAAGGAGAAGCAAAAGGGGAAAAGGAGGAGGAGCGAGAAGCGGAAAGAGGAGGAGAAGGGGAAGGGGAAGGGGAGAAGGGGGAAGGGGAAGGUAGAAGCUCAAAGAAAUCCUCUUCUACCACUCGAUCUCCUCCAAAAUCCUCUCCUGCAAAAUCGUCCCAAUCGGCCUCGUCCUCCUCUGGCUCCUCGAGCUCGUCUUCGUCUUCUGGUUCCUCGUCCUGUGCACAGUCAGGGCAGGAUGGGGUUGAGGAGGAAGAGGAGGUGGAGGUGGGCGAUGUGCGGGAUCGGCAGCAAGAGCAAGAGCAAGAGCAUGAGCUUGAGCAGCAGGAGCGGCAGGAGGAGGAAGAGGAGGAGAAGCAGGAGCAGGAUCAGGAUCAGGAGCAAGAGCAAGAGCAGCAGCAGGAGGAGGAGGAGAAGCAGGGGCAAGAGCAGGAGCAGGAGGAGGAGGAGGAGGAGGAGGAGGAGGAGGAGCAGGAGCAGCAGGAGCAUCAGGAGCAGCAGGUGGAGGAUGAGGAGCAAGAGCAGCAGGAGCAUCAGCAGGAGCAGCAGGAGCAGCUGCAGCAGGAGAAAGUCGGGCAGGAGGGACAAGAGGAAUGGAUGGAGGGGGGUUUAGCUGAGCAAGGGCAGGGAGAGGAGCAUGCAGUAGGGGAGAGAGGAGACGAGGGGAACAAUGAAGAGCGGAUGGAGGAAAGAGGUUUUAAGGGAAAUGAUUUUGAGAAGGAUGGGCAUGCGGUUAUUUUAGGGGAGCUUUUUGGUGAAGAUCCGGGGAUGGAUGAUGCGAGUGAGGGGGGAGAGAAUGCUAGUGGGGGGGAAAGUACGAUACAGUCAUGGCAGGAGCAUGGGAAGGAUGGGGGGACGGUUGACGGAAACGCGUGUCUGGGGGAGGGGAUAGAGGGAUCGGCGUGGGAGAGAGAAGACGAGGAAGGUGUGGAGGAGGAGGAGGAUGAGGAGGUGGAGAUGGAAGGGAAGGAGGUGGGGGAAGAGGAAGUUCGGAAGGGGAUUAGAGAGGAGAGAAUGGGAGAAGAGGGGAGAGAGGGGGAGGGGGUUGGGAUUGAGGAUCUGGGGCAGUGUUUAAAGCAAGACGGUAUGAUGGAUGUGGAAUGGGGGACAGGAGCGGCUGACUGGGAGGGGAAAGGAGUGGAGUUGCAGCAUAUGGAAAGCGAGAGUAGGGUGAGUUUGGGUGACCGGGUGAGUGCAGGGGAGGGCGGGGAGGAGCUGGGGAAGGAACAUGUGACUGAAGAGGAGGGAGUGGAGGAAGAGGAAGAAGAGGAGGAGGACGAUGAGGAGGAAGAGGAGGAGGACGAGGAUGAGGAGGAUGAGGAGGAGGGGGAGGGGGGGAAGGAGGAAAAGGGAGAGGAAGAGGCAGGGGAACAGCAUGAACAGGAUCUUGGGCAGGAGGGGGAGGAGGGGUUUCAGGAUCAUAUGGAUGACUGUGUUGGGGGAGGGGAGAUGGAGAUGGACGAUGGAGGAGAGGGAGGGGACGUGAAGAAUCAGGAAGUGGGUAGAAGUGAAGACAGAGAGUCGAGGGAAGAGCAUAGAAGCUAUGCAAGUAUGGAGCAGCUGGGGUUGUUUGGGGAGAGUGAUGAGGGUGGUAUGAUGAGUUACCAUGGGGAGGAGGACGAGGUGGAAGGAAUGGGUGGUGCUGCUGGUGAAGGUGCUGAUGUGGAUGGCGGUGAUUAUAGUUACGGGGAAGGGAGGACAGGUGGUGAAGAGUUCGGGUUGCAGGAGGGUUAUCAAGGUGCUUUGGGCAGUGGGGAGGGCAUGGGUGCGUUUAUGUUGGAAGGAGGGGAGAUGGGUGAAGAGGUGGGAGGAGAAGGGAAUUUAGGGAGAGAUGGGCUGUGGACUGAGGAGCAUCAUGUGUUGGUGGUGGAAGGGAAGGAGGAGAGGGGGAUGAAACAGGUGCUCGAUGUUCAAAUGGUGAGCCCUUGUGAGGAGAGAGUGGAUGAGGAGGAGGAGAAGGGAGGAAGAGAGUGGAUGGAGAUGGAGGAGGGUGGUUGGAGGAAAGGGCUGGAUAGUGAGGAGAAGCUGGGAGGAAACGGGGGGAUGGAGACCGGCGGUCGUAUUGAAGAGACAGUGGUGGGUUUAGAGAGGCAGGGGGGCGGAAUUUGUGGCAGUGAAAGGAGAAGAGAGAGCGUGUAUAUGGGGAACAAAGGCAAAGUGAUAGAGGAAGGGGGUUCAAAGGAGGAGGAUAGGGAGGAUGAGUGGUGGGAUGGCUGGGGAGAUAGUGCAUGGUGUGACGAGAGCGAGGAAGAGGGUGAGGUUUGGUGGAGUGAUGAGGAGGAUUUUGAGAAAGAUGCUAAAAGGGGUACCAGAGGAGAGAGGAUAGUCGUGGAAAGGGCUCUCUCGGGCCGAUCCAGAGGCAAGGGAAAGGGCUCUGGGGUGAAGGCGAAGCGCGCAAGGAGGAGGAAAGGCAGAGUAGAAGAGAGAGGAGGGACAAAGGCACGGAAAGCUGGGCGUGGUCACCUGAAAGGCGUUGCCGGCUCUGUGAGAGGUGGUGGGAAAGGUAACAGCGAAAUGGCAGGGGAUGCUGAGAUGAAUGAGGCAGAAGGUGCUGGAGUUGCGGCUGCAGGGGGGGGUUUAGAGGGGUUUAAGACAGAGUAUUCCCUUGGGUCGGGCAAUGCUGGUGGGGAUUGCGCUGGGUGGCAAGGCAUUGAAAGUGGUGCAGAUGGUGUUAGUGCGAAGGGAAUGGAGGCUGGGGAUGGUGGUGUUUUGAGGGAGGGACGAGGUGAGAGUAUGCCGGGAGAGGGGAGGGGAAAGGAGGUGGGAGGAGAUAUGGAGUGUGGGGGGGGAGGAGGAGGAGCUGCUGGUAUAGAAACAACUGUAUCGGAUGUAAGUGAAGGAGAAGAGGAUGAGGAGGAAGAGGAUGAGGAAGAGGAGGAGGAAGACGAGGAAGAGGAGGAAGAGGACGAGGAAGAGGAGGAAGAUGAGGGGGAAAAAGAGGAGGAGGAGGAGGAAAAAGAGGAGGAGGGGAAGGAAAAAGAGGAAAAGGAGGAGGAGGAGAAAGAGAGAGUUAAGGUGAAACAAGAAGAGACGAUGGAGGAGGGGGAGGAGGAUAGUGAGGAGGAUGCGGAGAGUGAGGAGGAUGAGGAGAGUGAGGAGGAGAGUGAGGAGGAUGAGGAGAGUGAGGAGGAUGAGGAGAGUGUGGAGGAUGAGGAGAGUGAGGAGGAAGAGGAGGGGGAGGAGGAGGAGGAGGAGGAGGAGGAGGAGGAGGAGGAGGAGGAGGAGGAGGAGGAGGAGGAGGAGGAGGAGGAGGAGGAGGAGGGGAGGGGGGAAGAGGAGGAAAAAGUGGAGGAGGAAGAGAAAGCUGAUUUAAAAGAAGAGAGGAUGGAGGGGGAGGGAGAGGAGGAGGAAAAGGAGGAUGAGGAAAAGGAGGAAGAGGAGGAGGAGGAGGAGGAAAAAGAGGAGGAUGAGGAGGAUGAGGAGGACGAGGAAGAGGAGGAUGAAGAGGAGGAAGAGGAGGUGGAGGAGGAGGAGGGAAAGGCAGAAGGGGAGGAGAGUGAGGGCAGUGCAAGUACUUCAGAUGAUUCUGACGAGGACUGUGAAUUGCAGAACGAAGCUAAAACUGCUCUGGAAUUUUGGGGGUUCUUGUGGGAUGGGGAUGGGGAUGGGGCGGGGGAUGAAUCGAGUGAGGCAUGGGAUGAGUCUUAUGAUGAUGAUGUUUUGGAAGAGGGGGAAGAGGAGGAAGAGGAGGAGGAAGAAGAAGAGGAGGAGGAAAACGAGGAGGAUGAGGAGGACGAGGAAGAGGAGGUAGAGGAGGAAGAGGGGGAGGAAGAGGAGGAGGAAGAGGAGCAAGAGGAGGAGCAAGAGGAGGAAGGGGAGGAAGAUGAGGAGGAAAACGAGGAGGAAAAAGAGGAGGAGGAAGAGGAGGAAGGGGUGGAGGAAGGGGAGGAGGAGGAGGAAGGGGAGGAGGAGGAGGAAGAGGAGGAAGAGGAAGAGGAGGAAGAAGAGGAGGAUGAGGAAGAGGAGGAAGAGGAGGAGGAGGAAAACGAGGAGGAUGAGGAGGACGAGGAAGAGGAGGAAGAGGGGGAGGAAGAGGAGGAGGAAGAGGAGCAAGAUGAGGAGGAAGAGGAGGAGGAAGGGGAGGAAGAUGAGGAGGAAAAAGACGAGGAGGAGGAGGAAAAAGAGGAAAAGGAGGAGGAGAAAGAGAGAGUUGAGGUGAAACAGGAGAAGAUGGAUAAGAGUGAGGAGGAUGAGGAGAGAGAGAAGGAUGAGGAGAGUGAGGAAGAUGAGGAGAGUGGGGAGGAUGAGGAGAGUGAGGAGGAUGAGGAGAGUGAGGAGGAGAGUGAGGAGGAUGAGGAGAGUGAGGAGGAUGAGGAGAGUGAGGAGGAAGAGAGUGAGGAGGAUGAGGAGAGUGAGGAGGAGAGUGAGGAGGAUGAGGAGAGUGAGGAGGAUGAGGAGAGUGAGGAGGAGGAGAGUGAGGAGGAGGAAGGGGGGGAGGGGGAGGGGGAGGAGGAAGUGGAGGAGGAGGACGAGGAGGAGGAAGGGGAGGAGGAAGAGGAAGGGGAGGAAGAAAAAGAGAGAGUUGAGGUGAAACAGGAAGAGAAGAUGGAGGAGCGGGAGGAGAGUGAGGAGGAUGAGGAGAGUGAGGAGAAUGAGGAGAGUGAGGAGGGUGAGGAGGAGGAGAGUGAGGAAGAUGAGGAGAGUGAGGAGGAUGAGGAGAGGGAGGAGGAUGAGGAGAGUGAGGAGGAGAAGAGUGAGGAAGAUGAGGAGAGUGAGGAUGAGGAGAGUGAGGAGGAUGAGGAGAGUGAGGAAGAGGAGGAGGAGGAGGUGGUGGUGGAGGAGGAAGAGAGGGGGAAGGGGAAUGAGGAGGAGGAGGAGGAGGAGGAGGAGGAGGAGGAGGAGGAGGAGGAGGAGGAGGAGGAGGAGGAGGAGGAGGAGGAGGAGGAGGGGGGGGGAGGAGGAGGGGGAGGAGGAAAAAGAGGAGGCGGAAGAGGAGGAAAAAGAGGAGGAGAAAGAGAAUGUUGA